Molecule: messenger RNA, 2423 nt
Organism: Ornithorhynchus anatinus (platypus)
Lineage: Eukaryota; Metazoa; Chordata; Mammalia; Monotremata; Ornithorhynchidae
Gene: ZDHHC13
Product: zinc finger DHHC-type palmitoyltransferase 13
Exons: 17
Coding region: 77-1948 (623 amino acids)
Biological process (GO): protein palmitoylation
Cellular component (GO): Golgi membrane
Molecular function (GO): protein binding; palmitoyltransferase activity
Source: RefSeq, a predicted model, not a curated record
AAAGCGGCGAGCCGCUGACAGCAGCGGGAGCGGGAGCGGGAGCGGCCGGAAUUUCCCCGCACAGCCCCAUGAGGACAUGGCGGGCCCGGCGCUGAGUGCCCAGUGCAGAAAUCACAGCCAUGGCUUCCAUUGGUCUCCAGGACUUGGACGAAGAAACAUCUGCCCACAUGAAAACAAAGAGCUAUCAAAGGAGAAAGAAACAUUGCCUCUUGUAGAGGAUGCUAGCAACUGUGAUAUUGUGAAAGCAACCCAAUAUGGGAUAUUUGAGCGAUGCAAGGAGUUGGUAGAAGCUGGAUACGAUGUCAGGCAACCUGACAAAGAAAAUGUGUCUCUUCUACAUUGGGCUGCUAUAAACAACAGACUGGAUCUUGUAAAGUUUUAUAUUUCAAAAGGUGCUGUUGUUGACCAGCUGGGUGGCGAUUUAAAUUCAACUCCACUUCACUGGGCUGUCCGACAAGGCCAUUUACCUAUGGUAAUAUUGUUAUUGCAAUGUGGUGCAGAUCCCUCUCGUAUCGAUGGUGAAGGUUUCAGCAGUAUCCAUCUGGCAGUAUUAUUUCAGCAUAUGCCUGUCAUAGCAUAUCUUUUAUCAAAGGGACAGAGUAUAGAUAUGACAGAUUUAAAUGGACAGACACCACUUAUGUUGUCAGCACACAAGGUUCUUGGAUCAGAACCAACUGGAUUUCUUCUAAGAUUCCAUCCUUCCCUCAAUGUGGUAGACAAAGUAGAACAAAAUACUCCUCUGCAUUGGGCAGUUGUAGCAGGAAAUACUAAUGCAGUUGAAAAACUUUUGGAUGCUGGUUCAAGCCUGGAUAUCAGAAAUAUCAAGGGAGAAACACCACUUGAUCUUGCCCAGCAAAGCAGAAAUCGUCUCAUUAUUCACAUGCUCACAGCAGAAGCCAAGAUAAGAGCAAAGAAAAACUUCAGAUUGUUCAGGUGGCUACAGAAAUGCGAGCUUUUCCUGCUGUUGGUGCUUUCCGUGAUUACCAUGUGGGUUGUAGGAUACAUAAUGGACCUCAAUUCAGAUUCUUGGCUUUUAAAAGGAAGUCUUCUUGUCGUGGUACUUUUUGUGACAACUUUAUUUCCAAGGUUCUUACUGGAGUACAGGAGUCUAACAUAUUUGCCAGCAAUCAUUUUGCUAAGUUCCAUUUUUUGGAUGUUGGUGACGUGGUUUAUCUUAUUUUUGCCUGAUUUAGCAGGCACCUUUUUCCAGGUUCCUUUCUUUCUCAGCGUGAUAGGUCUCCUCUACUUUUUCUACAAAACUUGGGGAACUGAUCCUGGUUACAUUAAGAGUUCAGAAGAAGAAAGGAAAAUGAAUAUUAUUACCCUUGCAGAAUCUGGCUGUCUGGACUUCAGAACGUUUUGCACAUCUUGUCUUAUAAAAAAGCCUUUAAGGUCCAUGCAUUGCCAUGUCUGCAACUCGUGUGUAGCCCGAUUUGAUCAGCACUGCUUGUGGACAGGAAGAUGCAUAGGUUUUGGAAACCAUCACUAUUACAUAUUUUUCUUGUUCUUCCUUAUUGUGGUGUGUGACUGGAUGUUAUAUGGAACUUUUCUCUAUUGGUCAAAUCAUUGUGCCACUACCUACAAGCAGGAUGGAGUGUGGACCUAUGUCACUCAAAUUGCAUCAUGCUCUCCUUGGCUUGUCUACAUCUUCUUCCUUGUGUCUUUUCAUGCUUCGUGGGCAUCAUUUUUAAUCCUAAAUCAGCUGUUUCAGAUUGCAUUUCUAGGGUUAACUGCUCAUGAGAGAUCCAGCCUGCUGAAGCAGAGCAAACACAUGAAGCAUCCUUUCUCCCUUAGGAAAACCCCCUACAACCAUGGAUUUACCCAGAACCUUGCUGACUUUUUUCAGUGCAGAUGCUUUGGCUUGUUUAAACCUAGUGCAGUAGAUUGGACCACACAACAAACUGUAUUACUUCACCCAGCAAAAGAGAAAGUCUUGCGUUCCGUAUGAAGACAAGUGAUAUAAAAUUCUUUAUUUUUUAUAUUUUUGCCUUUGGGAUGAAAACCGAAAAUGCAAUAGAAUAAAUAAACUGCAACAAAGACAGGAUGACAUAGUAGCUGGUUCUUUUACCUUUUGGAUGAACAUAGGAACCAUACUUUACCAUUUAUAACAUCUCACUGUUGGAGUCUUAACCGGCUGGGCUUCUAUAAGCCAGUUUUAGAAGAUCCCAUUAAACUUUUGAUACCUUUUUUGUAAUGUGAAAAUGCCACAACUAAAUAUUUUUCUAAAAAUAUUUAGUGACUAUAGAUAAAAUAGAAUAUUUUAAAUAUUAUGUUGGUUAUUUUAAAAUAGUUUUAUUAAAAUGAAUCUGUAAUUUUUGAUAAAUUAUUUUUCUUUACUGUGUCUAUAAAUAUGUAUAGAAUGUUUGGCUGAAUAUCAGUUAUGCUUUCGGAUGUAAUAAAUUGGGUCUUUUAUACUUGUAGAA